Notechis scutatus (mainland tiger snake) is the source of this 2952-nucleotide messenger RNA. The record is from RefSeq and is a predicted model, not a curated record. NCBI's taxonomy places the organism in Eukaryota, Metazoa, Chordata, Lepidosauria, Squamata, Elapidae.
AUGUGGCAAACAGAACCAUGGGCACUUGGAAAGCUAAAAUGGAAAAGGUGCUUUACUUUGAAAGCCUAUUGUUUUGCUUUGAAUCUUAAAGUGAGAAAUUUACUGCAGCAGUUUUGUCUACAAUCUGAUUUCAUUCUAGAGGCUGUGGAGCAAAUCCAAGAGCAAAGCAACCGGCCAACCAAGGCAGCAGAACUCUUUCUUCAGUCUAUUCUACAGCUCAAGGAGGAUGGAUGGUUCCGUGGUUUUCUGGAUGCACUGAAAGCAUCGGACUAUACUGGCCUUUAUCAAGCAAUUGAAACAUGGGAUUUCAAGACAAUUGAAAGUUUGGAACCUCACAGGGAACUGUUGAAACGAAUUGAGCCCGCUAUUCAGGAUAUUGACGUCAUAGAUCUUCAGAGGUACAUGGGAGGAUGCCUCCAAUCUCAGGAAUGGGAAGAAAUUCAUCAGAUUAGUCACAAUAAAGGGAGAAGAGCAAGUGCGAGCAAACUGCUGGAAUGCCUGUGUAGAUCAGACAAAGAACAUUGGCCUAAAAUGUUCCAACACGCACUGUAUGAGGCUGGAUACGACAAUCAUGGCAAGCUGUGGGAUUUGAAAGGAGAUUAUAAUACAGACGUUGAAAUGGAAAAUGAUGAAAGCAGCGGUGUUUUUCAAAUACAGAUUUCUGAAGAAGCAGAAUCUGAUAAUCUUUGUGGGAGUUCAUGUUCAGCUUCAGAUACCUUCCAGCAGACCAGAUAUGUGCCGAGGAAGGCAAGGAGCUAUCAGAUAGAACUUGCUGAGCCUGCUCUUAAUGGAAAACACACCAUGAUUUGUGCCCCUACUGGAUCUGGGAAGACUUUUGUGUCUAUUAUGAUAUGUGAGCAUCAUCUCUGCAACAGACCUGCUGGGCAGACAGGAAAAGUAGUCUUCCUCGCUACAAAAGUUCCAGUUUAUGAACAACAGAAGAAAGUCUUCCAGGAACACUUCAAAACUGACUACAAAAUUGACGGCAUCUGUGGAGAAAAUGCUUCCUCGACUUCUGCAGACAUAGUUAUUCAGCAGAAUGAUAUUAUUGUCAUGACGCCCCAGACUCUUUUGAACUCUCUGAAUAAUAAGGGGACAAAUAUUUCUCUUUCAACAUUCACAUUGAUGAUAUUCGAUGAGUGCCACAACACUACAGGGAAUAACCCAUAUAAUAUGCUAAUGUUCAAGUAUUUGGACCUUAAACUGAAGCAAGGAGCACACUCGUUACCUCAGACUUGUAACUAUUUUAGAAGAAUUAAAUGUGCAGCUAAUAAUGGCGGUUUCUUUUUUAUUUUUACUACAGUUAUUAGGUUUAUUGGGACCCGUCCACAAAAUCGUUUUGUAGAUAUUGUAUCUCAGAUGAUGUCAAAAGCAGAGGAUCUAGCAAGACAAUUUUAUCCUAUUGAUGACUUGUCUGUGAUGACGAAACAGUGUUAUGGGACCCAGAAGUACGAGCAGUGGAUUGUCGACGUGCAGAAGAAAGCUGUGGUGUUACAGUUUAAAAAUACCGAAGAAGAGAGCCGAGUCUGCAGGGCUCUGUUUAUUUGCACGCAGCACCUCCGGAAAUACAAUGAUGCCUUAAUCAUCAAUGAAGAUGCCCGAAACAAAGAUGCUUUGGAUUAUCUGAAAGAUUAUUUUGAGGAUAUAAAAAAUGGCAACUUUGAUGAUAUUGAAGAACAGUUGGCUUCAAAUUUUGAAGUUAAUUUGUUAGAACUCACUGCUGCUUCCGAUGAUGAAUCAAAUGAAAACCCUAAAUUGGAAGAUAUUCAAGAGAUUUUGGGAGAGGCAUAUCAUGUCAAUCCUGAGACACGCACUAUUCUCUUCGUGAAGACAAGAGCGCUGCUGGCAGCAUUGAAGAACUGGAUAGAAGAAACGCCUGAACUUCAGUUCUUGAAGCCACAGACGCUGAUGGGACGUGGGAAAAGAAACCAUUGCACAGGCAUGACCCUCCCAAAUCAAAAAGGGACUUUAGAUGCCUUCAAAAUCAAUGGGGACAGCAAGCUGCUAAUAGCAACUUCAGUGGCUGACGAAGGGAUCGAUAUUGUUCAGUGCAACCUGGUCCUACUAUAUGAAUACACAGGCAACAUCAUCAAAAUGAUACAAGUCAGAGGUCGUGGAAGAGCAAAAGACAGCAAGUGCAUUCUUGUGACGAGCAAAAAAGAAGAGGAAGAGAAGGAGAGGUACAAUUUACAAAAAGAGAAAAUGAUGAACAAAGCUAUUGAAGAGGUACAGAGCUGGGAUGAAAAGACGUUUGCAAAGAAGAUAAACAAGUUGCAAAAGCAGCAAAUAAAAAUGCUAAAUUCCAAGAAAAAACCAACAGAACCCAAACCCUGGAAAGACAAUCUAGUCCUUUUGUGUGGGAAAUGCAAAACCCAGGCCUGCAACACGGAAGACCUCCGGGUGAUUGAGGAGUCGCACCACACUGUUUUAGGUGAGAAAUUUAAAACACGGUAUACCACAAAACCUCAUAAGGCAGCAUGCAACUACGGGGAUUUUGAGAAAAAAUCCAAGGUGCAUUGCAUCAGUUGCGGUCACGACUGGGGAAUCAUUGUGAAGUACAAGACCUUUGAGGACAUGCCCAUCAUUAAAAUUGAGAGCUUUUCUGUGCAGGAUGUUGUUAGCAGCAAACAGUUUCAUUUCCGAAAAUGGAAGGAUGUUGAUUUUGCAAUGAAAGACUUUGAUUUUGAAGAGCUAUCUUACUGAAGUACGGUCUAUUCAAACUUUAUAAUCUUGCAUGACCUAGUUAAUUCUAUUUUAAAGUCAAAUUGGUAACUGAGGUCCUAUUGACUUUCCACUUACUCCAGUGUAAAAAUUCAAACUCCAAGUAGCUGUGACAUCUGAUUCUUAGUACGCUUCCAAUAAUCAGCGCUUCUUCAAAAAAGCUGAUCUGUUUCCACUGCUGUCUUUUGUUUACGCAAUCUAAUAAUAAAUGUACAUAUUUGAAACUUUAAA